ACUAUAUAAGGGGAUUCCUGGGUCUCUUUCAGCACAGUUGCCUCUCAAGCACUGCAAGAUGCCCUCCAAGACAGUUAUUGCCACCUUCACUGUGGUCCUUUUCGGGAUAGUAGCAGCUGGUCCAGUUGCUGAACCCGAACCGGAAGCAAAUCCUGGAUUCCACAGAGGAUUUGGUGGAGGAUUUGGAGGAUUUGGUGGCCAUGGAUUCGGAUAUGGAGGCUACCGUGGAAAGAGGAGCCCAGUAGCUGAAGCUGAGCCCGGAUUCCAUCGAGGAUUUGGUGGAGGAUUCGGAGGAUUUGGUGGCCAUGGAUUCGGAUAUGGAGGCUACCGUGGAAAGAGGAGCCCAGUAGCUGAAGCUGAGCCCGGAUUCCAUAGAGGAUUUGGUGGAGGAUUUGGAGGAUUUGGUGGCCAUGGAUUCGGAUAUGGAGGCUACCGUGGAAAGAGGAGCCCAGUAGCUGAAGCUGAGCCCGGAUUCCAUCGAGGAUUUGGUGGAGGAUUUGGAGGAUUUGGUGGCCAUGGAUUCGGAUACGGAGGCUACCGUGGAAAGAGGAGCCCAGUAGCUGAAGCUGAGCCCGGAUUCCAUCGAGGAUUUGGUGGAGGAUUUGGUGGUUUUGGUCAUAUUGGAGGAGGCAGAUAUUAUGGUUAGGACAAAAUUUCAAAAGUCCUUCCAAUUUACAUACGUUUAGAAAUAAAACUAAUUUUCAAAACA
Molecule: messenger RNA, 709 nt
Organism: Macrobrachium nipponense
Lineage: Eukaryota; Metazoa; Arthropoda; Malacostraca; Decapoda; Palaemonidae
Exons: 2
Coding region: 59-646 (195 amino acids)
Source: RefSeq, a predicted model, not a curated record